AUGGUAUACUUAAUUGCAGAACAGCUUUAGUAAUUUUAUAAAUGUAAGCGAUUUUGGUCAACUACCAUGUGUUUUACAGGCUUGUUAUAUCUUUUCAUUUUAGUAGUGCCUUUCUUUUUAGCAUUUGUUGUAGAUGAUUUUUGGCUUGGUCAUAAAGUUUCUUUUGAGGAACCUUAAAUAAAUUUUUAAGGUGACCAUUUGUUGUAAUGCUUUAGUAAUAAUUAAGAAUAUAUAUCAACAAGCAUAGAGAUGUUGGAUAAGAUGAUAGGAACUAGUCUUGAUCAAAAAAAUUUAAUAUUUAUGUUCAAGGUAACAAGAGUUGAUAAUAAUUCAGAUGGACUAUAUGAAUUUUUUAACAUAUUCACAUAAAUUUAAUUUACAAAUGUAGCAGAUACAACAACAAAAGCAAUGGAAUGUUCAAUUUACUUCUUCACAACUGUUAGUUUAAGAGAUAAGGUUAGUAUUUAAAUGUAAGCUCCGUUACACAUAAGACUUAGUAGAAGUAAUACAAAUAAUUAAAAAAUUCAUAUAGUCGGAGACAUAUAAUUUGUUUAAAAGAAUCCUUUAUAAGCCUCAUAAAUAAUAAGAAACAAUUAUAACUACACUGUACCUAUUUUGCCUCCGAAUUAAGAUUAUAUGGGUUUGACUGAUUUUUUAAAAGAUAUAUAAAAUCGUAAUGAGACUCUAAGAGCUAACUAUAUCUAAACCUAUGGUCCAAGCGAUACUAAUACAGACACUACUGACUUACCUAAUUAAUUAACAGCUAACAUUUUCUUGAAGGUUCCUGUACUUACUCCAAUUUUAUAUGUUCCUACUUUAAGAGAAAAUCUAAAACUGGUGUUUUAAUACUACGUCUUCUUAUUUAUUCCUAUUUACUGGUUGAUCAGUAUAAUUAUUAGCUUCUCUCUUAAAAACAAUAUAUUUAAGAAUACAAUAUCAAAUAAUUUGCCUCUCAAAGAAUAAAACGAAUUAAAAUGA
This is a messenger RNA of Tetrahymena thermophila SB210, 978 nucleotides long. Its product is annotated as transmembrane protein, putative. Lineage: Eukaryota; Ciliophora; Oligohymenophorea; Hymenostomatida; Tetrahymenidae. The record is from RefSeq and is a predicted model, not a curated record. Gene Ontology annotation, cellular component: ciliary transition zone; ciliary membrane. Gene Ontology annotation, biological process: regulation of protein localization; cilium assembly. The transcript is spliced from 5 exons.